CGGGUCAGGAAGACGGCAAAGUUUCUAAUUUUUUGCUGUUGCACUAUGCCGUGACUCUCUCCUCAUACUUGAAUUACCAUGGGAAAGCAUAUACUUUCUUUGCACGUGGUCUUGGCUUUACUAUCUUGCUAUUUACAAAUCAGUGCGUUUAACUUGGACAUUGCCAAGCCCAUUGUGUAUUCUGGACCACCUGACAGCUACUUUGGAUUUUCAGUGGAUUUCUUCAGACCGGAUAACCAGUUUAACCUCCUCGUAGGAGCGCCGAAAUGCAACACAACGACGCCAGCUGCUGUGGUGGAGCGCGGAGCGGUUUACAGCUGCCCAUGGCAAACUGCAAAGGAUUGCGAACAGAUUGAAUUCGACAACACAGGUGACAGAAGCACCUCUCUGGGAAUGGAGUUCAAGUCUCACCAGUGGUUCGGUGCCACAGUGCGUUCUGAUGGCGAGCACAUACUGGCCUGUGCCCCUCUGUACCAGUGGUCUACCCCAAAGUUCAACGACCGUGAGCCAGUGGGAACCUGCUACAUCAAGAAAGGAGGCCAGAUAGUGGAAUACUCCCCUUGCCGCAGCAAUUCUAAUCAUCCAUAUGGUCAAGGAUUUUGCCAGGCUGGCUUCAGUGCAGACCUUGUGAAAAACCAGAAAAGCAGAGUUGUGGUGGGAGGACCAGGGAGCUUCUAUUGGCAAGGGCAGCUGAUUUCUGAUGAUAUAUCAGAAGUCCUAAGUCGAGUAAAUAACCUCUUCAUCACACCAUAUGGGAACACGCUAAAAUCACUCGCCGCCAGUCCGCGCUUUGAUGACAGCUACCUUGGAUAUUCUCUUGCGGUCGGUGACUUUGACAAAGAUGGAGAGGAUGACUAUCUCACCGGGGUGCCCAGAGGAGAUAAAGUGGUUGGCUAUGUUACCAUAUUUAAUGGCAAAAAUAUGGAGUCCAUGGCAAACUUUACUGGAACACAGAUGGCAGCCUACUUUGGCCACUCGGUUGCAGUAGCUGAUUUAAAUAGUGAUGGCCAUUUGGACUUCUUGGCGGGCGCUCCUCUUUUCAUGAGCCGGACGGCUGAUAGCAAACUGAAGGAGGUGGGCCAGGUGUCGGUAUACAUGGGCCUGGCCGGGUUUGGCUUCAAGGAUCCAGUCCACCUGACUGGCAAAGAGGUGUAUGGCCGCUUUGGUUGUGCCAUCGCCCCACUAGGAGAUUUAGACCUGGAUGGAUACCAUGACGUUGCCAUCUCAGCUCCAUACGGUGGCCCCGAUGGGAAGGGCAGGGUGUACAUCUACAACGGGCGAGCCACAGGCAUCAGCCCCACACCCUCCCAGGAGCUGCAGGGCCAGUGGGCCUCCACGUCCACCCUCUCACCAAGUUUCGGAUAUUCCCUGCAAGGAGCAACGGACAUCGACAAAAACAGCUACCCAGAUUUAAUAGUAGGAGCCUUUGGAGCUGAUAAAGCAGUUUUGUACAGAGCUCGGCCCGUCAUCUCCACAAAUGUAACUCUCGACAUCGCGCCUCAAGUCAUCAACUUAGAGGAGAAGACGUGUCAGCUUCCUGGUACAACCACAGCAGUUACAUGUUUCAAGGUGAAAUACUGUCUGCAGGCCAAAGGUGUGGGAGUGCCAAACACAUUAAAGGUGGAGGUGGACGUGCAGCUGGACCGCUCCAAGAGAGGGACCAAGAGGGCUCGGUUCCUGCAGAACUCGGCUUCCCAGCUCACUACCAACAUCACACUCCCCAGCACCAACAAGCCCGUCUGCACGGAACAGGACGCAUAUGUCAUUGAUGAGUCAGGUAACUGGGAUAAGACCAGCCCCAUCCUGGUGUUUGUGGGUUACAAGGUGGAUUACGAGAGUGCGGCAGACUCAACAGGACUUUUGCCCAUCCUUAACCAGCGCAGUCUAACCAACAUUUCCAAACAGGCUAAUAUUUUACUAGACUGUGGAGAUGAUAACAUUUGCAGACCAGACCUGCAGCUCACGGUGAAAAGCAACCAGGAAGAGCUGUUUAUAGGCUCCAACAGUGCUCUGAGGCUGGACAUAGUAGCCCAGAACCAGGGAGAAGGAGCCUAUUUAGCACAGCUGCACGUUUACCUGCCCCCACAGGCCGACUUUGAUCAACAGAUCGAGGCUGAUGGCCAGUCACGACUGUCUUGUACUUAUCAACAAGUGAACCAGACAAGGGUAGUGUGUGACCUGGGUAACCCUAUGAAAGCAGGAACCUCUCUGUCAACCAGCCUUCAGUUUAGUGUCAAUAAGCUGUCUGAUGAAGACACUGAAGUGAAGUUUGACCUUCAGAUCCACAGUUCCAAUGAGUUCAACAGCAGCAGUGCCUUGAUUUCCAGUAUCACCAAACUGGCUGUGUCGGCUGUGAUGGAAUUGACCAGUGUAUCAGCGCCAACUCAGAUCAUUCUCCCCAUUCCAAAUUGGAAGCCUAAACACCCACCAGAGACAGAGGAUGACAUUGGCCCUUCUGUUCAGCACACAUACAUGCUGCACAACACUGGCCCCAGUGUGAUCAGUAAGGCCGAUAUGGAUAUCCUCUGGCCACAAAGCUUCAGCAAUGGGACCUUGCUCUACGUCAUGUCAUAUGAAGUGGAGGGUCCCAUACAGUGUCACACAGACGGCACAAUUAACCCUCUCAACCUCACAGCCCCGGUGACUAAUGAAACAGAGUUGGAUAAUGGAGACAGGGGAGAGGCGAGAAAGAGGACGCGUCGUGACCUCGCAGACAAAGCGGAAGAAAAGAAAGUGGACCGGAUCAUUUUGGAUUGUACCACAGUAAUUUGUUUACAAAUCAAAUGUGAGGUUGGUCGCCUGGAGGGCGGGAAGAGAGCCCACGUCACCAUCAAAUCACGACUUGACUUGGCCACUUUUCAAGAGGGAGAAAAUCAAAAUCGUUCGUAUACCAUCAGUUCAUCCUCCUCCUUCAACGUGACAGAGAUGCCAUACGCCAAACAGCUGGUGACUGACCUGCCAUUUGGAUCGACCACUACAACCACUGAGGUGGAUUCGGUGGUGGCGGGGCAGCAGUUGCCUGUUCCUGGCUGGAUCAUUGCGCUGGCUGUGCUUGCAGGACUUCUGUUGCUGGCUCUGCUUAUCUUCCUUAUGUACAAGUGUGGCUUCUUCAAGCGGAGUCGCCCCCCACAAGACGACAAUGAGAAGGAGCAGCUACAGCCGGAGAACGGAGAGGGCGUCGUGGAGGGAUGAGUGCACACAGCACGUUAACAACCCCAGCAGCAGUGUGUUUGUGUGUUUUUGGUUUCCGAGUAACAUCUUGCGUCGCCAAGCAAUAGCUUUUUAACGACCAAAGGGGUGACCAAAGAACACAACUCAUACUUCUGUGACUCUGUGAUUCCAAAGUGUAUACUACUGGGCCUGUGGGCCAUAAGUGUGAAUGUCCUGGAAUGUAUGUAAAUUUGGAGGUGAAAUAUGUAAAUAGGAGAAACAUUUGAUUUCAGAAAGAUUGCCAGGGAGAGGAUAGGAGAUACAAGUGGAAUUUAAACUGGAUACUAAAAAAAUACCUUGACACCAUUCAUGAGUACCUAGGCUAUUUAAGAGUUAGUGUUCAUGCAGGUAUCCAUGCAGAUUAUCAACACGGAACUGGUCCUCUUGUGUAUUUUUUUCUUCAAAAUGUCAUUACUGUUGCACAAUACUGUAAUGAAAGAGCAGAUAGCUUUAGAACUUCUUUUUGUCCUUUUGUAGAAACUUCCAUUCCGUUAUCAUGAAAGCAUAGAGCACAUAUUCUACAGUGGGACUCGUGUGAACCUGUUUUUCAUACAUAGAGACUUCCAUUGAAAGCACACAUACAGCUUAUGGCAUACCCAUUGUUUAUAAAACACUUUCUAGAAGUUAUUGCUCUUUCCAUUGUUAUAUCAUGUCGCCAUGCUCAUGUUCCUGCAGUUAAUCUCUGUGCCUUUCUCAUGUUGGACUGUCUUUCUAAGGUAGGCCUAGGUUGAAUGCACCCAGUCAGUUUGCAGACUUACACAUCUCAAUUCAAGUGCAUGAUAGGCCUACAGAUCACUGAAACUGAAACACAUCCAUUGCAAUAAUAAGAUUAACUUGUUUGAAUGUGCUGUUUUAUUCUUUAUUUUCCAUGAGUCUUUGUUUGGGAUAUAUUUUAGUUGAUAUUUUGCAUAUUUUAAAUGAUAUGGGAGAUAUUUUUUCAAUAAAGUAAAAUGUGAAUAACUUGGA
Messenger RNA from Engraulis encrasicolus (European anchovy), 4176 nucleotides. RefSeq names its product integrin alpha-V-like. Gene Ontology annotation, cellular component: integrin complex; external side of plasma membrane. Lineage: Eukaryota; Metazoa; Chordata; Actinopteri; Clupeiformes; Engraulidae. The transcript is spliced from 30 exons. The record is from RefSeq and is a predicted model, not a curated record. Gene Ontology annotation, biological process: cell-cell adhesion; cell adhesion mediated by integrin; angiogenesis. Gene Ontology annotation, molecular function: integrin binding. The coding region runs from base 79 to 3192 and encodes 1037 amino acids.